UGCUUAGCAGGUGUGCCCUUCUGUAUGCGGUCCCCCAUCGCGCCACGGAAGAAGUCAUGGCCAGCGUCCACGAGAGCCUGUAUUUCAACCCCAUGAUGACCAACGGCGUGGUCCACGCCAACGUGUUCGGCAUCAAGGACUGGGUCACCCCCUACAAGAUGGCGCUGCUGGUGCUGAUCAGGGAACUGGGCCGGACUGGGCCGCAUCUCAGCCUGCUCGAAAGGCGGCGUCUCAACCGGCUGCUGCUCCCGCUGUUGCAGGGUCCUGAUAUGACACUGUCUCGUUUGAUUCAAAGUAUUGAUGAAUGCUGCCCUGAAAUAGCAAAUUCUGUUCAAACAAGGAUCAAGUUGAUGGCAGAAGGAGAAUUGAAAGAUAUGGAACAAUUCUUUGAUGAUCUUUCAGACUCAUUCAGUGGAACAGAACCAGAAGUACACAAAACAAGUGUUGUAGGGUUGUUCCUGCGCCACAUGACCCUGGCCUAUAAUAAGCUCUCCUUCAGCCAAGUGUACAAGCUUUACACAGCUCUCCAGCAGUACUUCCAGAAAGAUGUAAAGAAAAGCAGGGGUGAUGAGAGCGAAAUGGAGCUGACACGGUGCGGAGAACCGGAUGAGGAAAUGGAGAAAGAAGAACUCGAUGGACCGCUCGGGGAGGAAGAGAUAUCCUGCAACGGCCCACUCUCACAGAAGCAAGCAGAAUACUUUCUCUCUCAACAGGCAUCAUUGUUGAAAAAUGAUGAGACCAAAGCACUUUCUCCAGCAUCUUUACAAAAGGAGCUGAACAACUUGUUGAAAUUUAACCCAGAUUUUGCUGAAGCGCACUAUCUAAGCUACUUAAACAGCCUUCGUGUGCAAGACGUGUUCAGCUCAACGCACAGCCUCCUCCACUACUUUGACCGCUUGAUUCUCACCGGGGCAGAGAGCAAAAGCAAUGGCGACGAGGGCUAUGGGCGAAGCCUGAGAUACGCUGCUCUUAACCUGGCUGCGCUGCACUGCCGAUUCGGUCACUACCACCAGGCUGAGCUGGCCUUGCAGGAAGCCAUCCGGAUUGCCCAGGAAUCUAACGAUCACGUCUGCCUGCAGCACUGUUUGAGCUGGCUGCACAUCUUGGAACAGAAAAGAUCAGAUAGCUGCAUCCUCCUAGAGCACUCUGUGAAGAAAGCGGUGUAUUUUGGAUUACCGUAUUUAGCUUCCCUGGGGAUCCAGUCCUUGGUUCAGCAAAGAGCUUUGGCAGGGAAGACAGCCAACAAGCUAAUGGAUGCUUUGAAGGACUCAGACCUCUUGCACUGGAAACACAGCUUGUCCGAACUUAUUGAUAUUAGCAUCGCCCAGAAGACAGCCAUUUGGAGGUUGUACGGGCGCAGCACAAUGGCACUCCAGCAGGCCCAGAUGCUCUUGAGCAUGAACAGCCUAGAGGCCGUGAAUGUGGGCGUUCAGCAGAACAACACCGAGUCCUUUGCCGUGGUGCUGUGCCACUUGGCUGAGCUGCAUGCAGAGCAGGGUUAUUUCACAGCCGCCUCUGAGAUACUGAAGCAUCUUAAAGAGAGAUUUCCCACCAACAGUCAGCAUGCCCAGCUGUGGAUGUUGUUUGAUCAGAAGAUCCAGUUUGAUCGCGCCAUGAACGAUGGCAGGUAUCACGUUGCCGACUCGCUGGUGGCUGGGAUUACUGCUCUGAAUAGCUGCGAAGGGGUUUACAGGAAAGCCGCUUUGUUUAAAGCCCAGAAUCAAAUGUCCAAGGCGCACAAACUGCUUGAGAAGCUCCUGAUCCACUGCCAUAAAAUAAAAAACACUGAGAUGGUGAUCAGCGUCCUGCUGUCCAUUGCCGAGCUGUAUUGGCGGUCUCUGUGCCACACGAUCGCUUUGCCCAUCCUGCUUCAGGCCCUGGCGCUGGGCCGGGAAUACCGGCUCCAGUUUUUGGCGUCAGAAACCAUCCUCAAUUUGGCUUUUGCCCAGCUAAUCCUCGGGAUCCCUGAGCAAGCUCUGAGCAUCCUGCAUACGGCGAUAGAGCCCAUCCUGGCCCAUGGGGCCGUGUUGGACAAAGGAGCGGCCAUGUUUUUGGUUGCCAAGUGUCAAGUUGCUUCUGCAGCCUCUUAUGCCCCCCCAAAGAAGGCAGAAGCUCUGGAAGCAGCUAUCCUGAACCUGAAUGAAGCCAAAAGCUAUUUUGCAAAAGUAGACUGUAAAGAACAACUCCGGGAUGUCCUUUAUCUGCAAGCCAGGCUCUUCCACAGCCUGGGUAAGACCCAAGAGAGAAACCAGUGUGCCAUGCUCUUCCGGCAGCUUCAUCAGGAAUUCCCUGCCCGUGGGGUCCCCCUGAUCAGUACUUUCAAAUGAGGCCUCUGAGCAAAGGGAUCUGGUCCUUUGGGAAGACCCCUCGAGCCACUGAAAUGGAGUGAAACCUGCACAAGGGCACCUAUUCAGGUGCAUUUUCCUCUGCAGUUCCUCCUUUCUUCCUCCUUCACUCGUUUCCACAUGUCUCUUAUUCCGUGUAAUGUUCAGUCAUUGGAAAUACCAAUAAAUUGGUGUGUGGGUGCAAA
Messenger RNA from Candoia aspera, 2530 nucleotides. It is a transcript of the gene ANAPC5, whose product is annotated as anaphase promoting complex subunit 5. Lineage: Eukaryota; Metazoa; Chordata; Lepidosauria; Squamata; Candoiidae. Gene Ontology annotation, molecular function: protein binding. Gene Ontology annotation, biological process: positive regulation of mitotic metaphase/anaphase transition; protein K11-linked ubiquitination; anaphase-promoting complex-dependent catabolic process. Gene Ontology annotation, cellular component: anaphase-promoting complex. The record is from RefSeq and is a predicted model, not a curated record. The transcript is spliced from 17 exons. Bases 57 to 2327 code for a protein of 756 amino acids.